AUGGACGACAAGCCGACGCCAGUUGUAGGCGAGGAGCACUACAGCCUGCGCUGGAACAAUCACCAGGCGCACCUGCUGCGCUCCUUCGAAGCUCUGCUGCACGCCGAGACGCUGGUCGACGUCACUCUAGUUUGUGCGGAACGUCGCGUUCGCGCCCACAAAGUACUUUUGGGUGCAUGCAGCCCGCUUUUCCGUCGAAUAUUCAGCGAGAAUCCGUGCAAGCACCCCGUGAUCGUGUUGAAGGAUUUUCAAGGAUGGGAAGUGCAGGCGGUAGUAGACUUCAUGUACCGUGGAGAAGUGUCGGUCGCACAGGAACAACUGGGCACCGUGAUCCGAGCGGGAGAAUCGCUGCAAGUACGCGGCCUAGCAGAUCAGGACCGCGAAGAACAGGCGCGUUCGCCUCCAGCGACGCCGCUGGCACGUAGCCCCGUCAGAGCUACACCGCCGGCACCAUCGCCGCCAGUCAGCCCGACCAGCCCCCAGCCACGCAGAAAGCAAGCGCGACCACGUCGCCGCUCCGGAGAGUCUGAUACACCAGAAAACCUAUCAAUGCGAAGAUCACCAAGUGGUGGUUUGAAAGCAGUUCGACUAUCCCGGCCACGAUCACCACCUAAACAGGAACAAGUUGAAGAACAGGAAACAGAGGCGCCACCUCCGCCUAGGAUGUUCCCAACACACCAAGACAUGUUCCCGCCAGUACCACCAGCAGUUUCCGCUCUUUCGUUGACUCCACCCCACAAUGUCUUUUGUCCUUUAGUGUUCGGCAUCGACUCGCCCCUGGGCCUCUUCCCCCCCGGGAUGGAACACAAGAUGUACCCGCUGAUGGAUGUGGAACACCGGGCGCCGCCGCUCGACUCACAACUAUUCACCAACGUUAAAAAGAAAUGGAGACCAAAAGGACAGCAUAGCGCGCCGCGCGGUGGCCCACCUCGAUCCUGGACAAACGCAGAGCUCACGGAGGCCCUGCAGCACGUGUGGAACAAGAAAAUGACGACGAGCCAAGCUUCGAGAAUAUUCGGUAUCCCGUACAACUCUCUGCUCAUGUACGUGCGAGGCAAGUACGGGAAGAGCCUCAAACUGGAGCAGCUGCGGAAAGAUUGCAUUGGAGCGCCCCUAGACGUGCUCAACCUCAACUCCGGAAACAACAACAACAACCACCCUUCAAGUAAGCAUCAUGAUAAAGACGACCACCAGAACGUGGGCCAAAGGCCGUCCAGCUCCGAGCCGGACAUAUCAUCCAACCCGAUGUUCAACCCCUUUUCCCAAGGAUUCUACCCGGAAUUCCCGCCAGGCUUCCCGAUGCCACUGAACAUGCUUCACUUACUUCCGCCCAACGAGAAGGCAAGGGAGUUGUAUCAGUCGAUGCCGAUGGCUUUAGAUUCGCUGUCCGGCACCAAGGAGGAGGACUGCAAGAGCGAUCGGUCGAAGGAGAACUCUGCGGACGAGGAGGGCGACACUUACCGCGCGCCGCACCCCCCGCACCCGCCCCCUGACACUCGCACCCUCCUGCAUCACAACGGUCAGGACUAACUCCCGUCGCUCGCGGCGGACGCGGCUGACGAACGAAUCCACAUCUCACCCGCGUAUCUUUAUCGAAAUG
Messenger RNA from Bombyx mandarina (wild silkworm), 1600 nucleotides. It is a transcript of the gene lov, whose product is annotated as BTB/POZ domain-containing jim lovell protein. Gene Ontology annotation, molecular function: DNA binding; protein binding. Lineage: Eukaryota; Metazoa; Arthropoda; Insecta; Lepidoptera; Bombycidae. The record is from RefSeq and is a predicted model, not a curated record. Gene Ontology annotation, biological process: regulation of transcription by RNA polymerase II. Gene Ontology annotation, cellular component: nucleus.